CCCCAAAUUCUGAAAUUGCCCCCCAAAAGCAGUGCGUCCUCUCUGGGAAAGAACCUACAUUAAGUCAUUAAAAUAGUCAGAUUAUUCGUCACAUCACGGAGGAAGUGAUUAAAGGAAGCGAUACCACAGAACGAGGCGCUGUGAUACAGAUAUUGCGAGUUUUUCCUCGUCGUGUCCUGAUGUAGGUUCAUUUUAUUUCAACGAAUGCAGGCGUCAAAUAUGAGGAUGGAAGAAAAGUGAAGCAUUUUCCAAUUCCACGUGAAGGUAUAAAGAAACACAUAAGGACACAUACUGGUGAUACACCUCAUAGAUAUAUAAUGUCGGUCUGAAGGUGUGCAGUCAGACUGAACAGUUACAGAGUCACAUGAGUAUACAUGCUCAUGAUUGACCUUGAAAUGUAAUCUCCUUGGAAAAACGUAUAACAAAGGUGAAAGAUAACGGAAACACGUGGCAAUGGAUGUAGGUGAAAACCCUUUUAUAUGUGACGAAAGUGGGAAGGAAUCUAAUGUUACAGAGAAACUAAAGAUGCAUAUGGUAACCUACACAGAUAACAGUCCUUACAAAUGUGACGUCUGCGGGAUGGCGUAUAGUCUAUCAGGAGAUUUACAGAGACACUUUAGGACACAUACAGGUGAAAAACCUUUCCAAUGUGACGUAUGUGGGAAGGCGCUUUAUGCUAGGUCUUCUUUACAGAGACACAUGAUAACACACACAGGUGACAGAUCGUUUCAAUGUGAUGUCUGUGGAAAGGCGUUUAGUCUCGCAGGAGGUUUACAUAGGCACAUGAGAACACAUACAGUUGAUAAACCUUUUCAAUGUGAUAUUUGUGGCAAGGACUUUCAGACUACAUGGUUUUUAAAGAGACACCUUAGGAUACAUACAGGUGACAAGCCCUUUCAAUGUGAUGUAUGUGGGAAGACGUUCAAAGCUAGGUGUUUUUUAGAGAGACACAUGACAACACAUACAGGUGACAAACCGUUUGAAUGUAAUGUCUGUGGGAACACUUAUAGUCAGUCAGGCUCUUUACAGGUACACAUGAGGACACAUACAGGCGAUAGACCUUAUAAAUGUGAUGUCUGUGGGAAAACAUUUCACGUCGCUAAAGGCUUAACGGUACAUAUGAGAACACACACAGGGGAUAAACCUUUUCAAUGUGAUAUAUGUGGAAAGGCUUAUAAUCAAUCAGGAAAUUUACAAAGACAUAUAAAAACACAUACAGGUGAUGCACUUUGUAAAUGUGAUGUCUGUGGAAAAUUAUUUAAUAAUUCAAGAAAUUUACAGAGGCACAAAAAGACACACACAGUUGAUAAGGCAUAUCAAUGUGAUGUCUGUGGGGAUACAUUUUCUGAAUCGGGGAACUUAGAGAGGCACAUGAGGACACAUACAGGUGAUUCAUCCUACCAAUGGGGUGUGUGAGAGAGGACAUUUAGUAUUUUAGGGAACUUGCAGAAACACAUGAAAACUUAACGUAGGUGAUAAACCUUAUAGUUGUGACAUGUUUGAGGUGGAUUUUAGAGAUGGAAGGAACUUGUAUAGUCAUAUAAUAAACAUUAAAACGGGUAUGAA
This is a messenger RNA of Ostrea edulis (European flat oyster), 1566 nucleotides long. RefSeq names its product zinc finger protein 235-like. Gene Ontology annotation, molecular function: DNA-binding transcription activator activity, RNA polymerase II-specific; RNA polymerase II cis-regulatory region sequence-specific DNA binding. The record is from RefSeq and is a predicted model, not a curated record. Gene Ontology annotation, biological process: regulation of transcription by RNA polymerase II. NCBI's taxonomy places the organism in Eukaryota, Metazoa, Mollusca, Bivalvia, Ostreida, Ostreidae. The transcript is spliced from 3 exons. Gene Ontology annotation, cellular component: nucleus. Bases 454 to 1416 code for a protein of 320 amino acids.